Molecule: messenger RNA, 1128 nt
Organism: Ogataea parapolymorpha DL-1
Lineage: Eukaryota; Fungi; Ascomycota; Pichiomycetes; Pichiales; Pichiaceae
Product: Protein UTH1
Exons: 1
Coding region: 1-1128 (375 amino acids)
Biological process (GO): fungal-type cell wall organization
Cellular component (GO): fungal-type cell wall; cell surface
Source: RefSeq, a predicted model, not a curated record
AUGAAGGUUUCUACUGUUUUGGCCUCUAUGGCUCUUAUUUCCUCCUCAUUGGCUGCUCCUAUGGCCCACGAGCACCACCACCACAAGAGAGAGGCUGCUGUCGUCUACGUGACCCACACUGUUGUUGUUGAUUCGAACGGCCAGUUGUCCACUUUGAACGCCCAGGUUGCCGUUCCAACCACGGACAGUUCUGAGUCUUCUUCUGCUACCUCCACCUCUAAGGCAACCUCGACCUCCUCUUCUUCGAAGACUAGCACCACCUCAACCUCCAGCUCCAGCUCCAGCUCUGGCUCCAGCUCUGGAUCCUCCUCCAUCAGCGGUGACCUUAGCGACUUUUCGGGCCCAACCGAGGAGUUCGAGGAUGGCACCAUCAAAUGUUCCGACUUCCCAUCUGGUCAGGGUGUUGUUGCCGUUGACUGGCUUGGAUUCGGUGGAUGGGCUUCCAUCAUGAAGGAGGAUGGUACCACCUCUUCUUCUUGUGAGGACGGCUUCUACUGUUCUUACGCUUGUCAGGCAGGUAUGUCCAAAACUCAGUACCCAUCCACCCAACCAUCCGACGGAAAGUCGAUCGGUGGUCUCUACUGCAAAAACGGAUACCUCUACAAGUCGAACUCUAACUCCAAGUACUUGUGUGAGUGGGGUCAGGACAGUGGCUAUGUCCAGUCCAGCAUCGACAAGGAUAUUGCUCUAUGCAGAACCGACUACCCAGGUUCCGAGAACAUGGUUGUUCCAACUUUGUUGGAGGCCGGUGGAAAGGCUCCAUUGAGUGUCGUCGAUGAGGACAACUACUACCACUGGCAGGGAGGCAAGACUUCUGCUCAGUACUACGUCAACAACGCCGGUGUCUCGAUCGAGGACGGAUGUGUCUGGGGUGACUCUUCGUCUGGUGUUGGUAACUGGGCUCCUUUGGUUAUUGGUUCUGGCUACACCAACGGCAACACCUAUUUGUCGCUGAUUCCAAACCCUAACAACAAGGACGCACCAAACUACAACGUCAAGAUCGAGGCCACCGACGGCUCCGUUAUCAACGGUGAUUGCUCGUACAUUAACGGUAACUUCAACGGUGACAACACCGAUGGAUGCACCGUCACUGUCACCAAGGGCUCUGCCGUGAUCAAGUUCUACUAG